Molecule: messenger RNA, 2019 nt
Organism: Branchiostoma floridae (Florida lancelet)
Lineage: Eukaryota; Metazoa; Chordata; Leptocardii; Amphioxiformes; Branchiostomatidae
Product: neurogenic locus notch homolog protein 1-like
Exons: 14
Coding region: 1-2019 (672 amino acids)
Biological process (GO): cell adhesion
Cellular component (GO): extracellular region
Molecular function (GO): chitin binding; calcium ion binding
Source: RefSeq, a predicted model, not a curated record
AUGGCUUUACCCAAUGUGGGAACCAGCAGAGAGAAGACGGUGGACAAGAGCAAGGAAGCCUUCAUGAAUCUGAAUAACGGGUACAGAUGUGACUGUGGCCCAGAAUGGACAGGUGUCAACUGCGAAACAGAUGUAAAUGAAUGCGACAUCAACGAUGGACAGGGUCCUUGUGACCCUCACAACGGGAUCUGCCGAAAUUUACCAGGAAGCUAUCGCUGCUGGUGCAAAAUUGGAUUUGAGCUGAAGGACGAUCAGCACGGGUGCAAAGAUGUUGAUGAGUGCCUCGACAACUCGGGAAGAGGUCCAUGUGAUCACAUCUGUACGGACAUGUUUGGGAGUUACCGCUGUUCUUGUAGAAACGGGAACGAACUAGGAGCUGAUGGCUUCUCAUGUGUUGAUGCUGAUAACUGUCGGUUUAACCCUUGUGAGAAUGGAGCAACCUGCCUUUCUGGAAGUGGAAACUACACUUGCGAAUGUGCACGCGGAUUCAAGGGCGACAACUGUGAAUUCGCUCCAUGCAGUGAGGACUAUGAACCACCUGAGCACGGGUCGGCCACGUGUGCUGAUGUUUCAACCGGCGGGAAAUUCUGCACGGUCACCUGUGAGGCCCAACACGACUUCGCCUGCCGACCUGCGGACGGUUACAGCUGUGACGAGGCGGGCAACUGGCACGAGGUCGGACGAUCAGGCUGCGCCGGUAGACUGAGCGAAGAUGCUCCGUGGCCAGAUUGUUCUCGGACAUAUCGUCAGGGGUUUCCUCGAAUGAAAAGCGAAGUAGAUUUCUACUACGACGGAGACUGUCAGAGCAAUAUUGCAAACAUCAUCCAGAUGUUCGACCGCCUUUUCAACACCCUCGGCGGAGCAGCAACGUCGGGAUCAGGAAGGUGCAACAUCGAAAACAUCAACGUCGCCUGUGGGGAGUCUGUUCGCUCAUCAACAGCAGCCAAGAACGCCCGAUCUGGCCGUGGCUUCGUUGUGGAGUUUGAUGUCGUCGCUGUUAGCACAUUGCCACCUGACCAGAUCACUGAAGCCGAUCAGUCUGACCUCAUGUUCCUACUUGGAGACACUACCUACGAAAUUGAAGACAAGAUCAACUUUGGAGAAUUCAGCAUGACCAUUGACGGCCAGAGGGCAGAAGGGGCAUCUUUUGCGAUGACUUCGCCUCCAGUAUACGAAGCGGACUGUCAAGAUGGACAAAUGACUGUGAUUGAGAACUUGUCAGCUUACUGCCUGGACUGCCCAAGAGGAACUUACAUGCCGGCUGACAACACCUCCUGUGUGAAGUGUGACUACCAGGAGUACCAGGACAAGGAGGGACAGUCUACCUGCAAGUCUUGUCCUGCUGGGACAAACGCCGUCUUCAGAGGGGCAAAGGACAUCAUGGACUGCACGGCCCAAUGUAUUGGAGGCGAAGCACCUUGCACAGACUGUCAUCUGGUUAGUGGAAGUUUCCGCUGCAAGUGUGCCGCUGGCUGGGCAGGCUCCAGUGAUGGACUGGUCUGUGGACGUGAUGAUGACAUGGACGGCUUUUCUGAUGUCUCCAUCUCGUGUGGGAAUGAGACCUGUAUCAUUGACAACUGCCCUGGUGUCCCCAACCCUGACCAACCAGACAUGGAUGGUGAUGGGAAAGGAGAUGCUUGUGACGAGGACAUCGACGGUGAUGGAGUCCUGAACGACCAGGACAACUGCCCUCUGAUCCCCAACCCAGACCAGAUCGACUCGGACGGUGAUGGAGUUGGCAGCAUGUGUGACAACUGUGUCUCCACACCCAACCCUGACCAGGCCAACAGUGACGACACCGAGGCUGGGGAUGCGUGUGAGAGAGCAUUGGAAGAUGUCAUCGCUAACCUCUGCGAGAAUCUACCCGAUGGGACCUUCCACGCCCACCCGUACGACUGCUCCAUGUACGUGCAGUGCCACCAGGCGGGACAUGAUGCUGUGUUCACCUGCCCUCCCGAUACUCGCUGGAGUCAGGAAGAGCUCACCUGUGCUAGUUGGGACCAGGUCACUUGUGACUAG